AUGAAAUAAAAUAUAACCAACAACCCUAAAGUCAUUCGAAAGAGUAAGCACUAACCUUCAUACUCUCAUAGGACCUUGGAGUGAAGAUGAGGAUAUGAAAGUUCUUGAAUUGAUUCAAACAUUUGGUCCUUAAAAAUGGACCCAAAUCGCCCAAUACUUACAAGGCAGAGUAGGAAAGCAAUGUAGAGAAAGGUUCAUGCCAUUACUCAUCUUUUUAGAUGGCAUAAUCAUUUAAAUCCAUCGAUAAAAAGAUCUCCUUGGGCUGAAGAUGAAGAAUGGAUUCUAUAUCUAUACCACAAAGUCUUUCGUAACCAUAUACACAUUCAAUAUUUACAGGUAACAAAUGGUCUGAAAU
Messenger RNA from Paramecium octaurelia, 355 nucleotides. Lineage: Eukaryota; Ciliophora; Oligohymenophorea; Peniculida; Parameciidae. The record is from the annotation of a GenBank genome assembly.